AUGUCUAAGUCAUCAAAGAUACCACCUAAUAAUUCGAAAAAAGUGAAAAAGCCCAAUCAUAAGAAACGAGUUAAAGGAGCCUCGGAAUUAGACAAUCCAAAAUUUGCAAAUAAAGAUUUCAUGCUAAAACUUGUAGAAGAAGCAUCAAAGAAGGUGGAAGAGAAAGAAAGUGAGAAAUUAGAGAAAAAGGCUCGUACUAUGAAAAUUAUUGAAGAGAAAGAAGCCAAGCGACAGCAGAAAAAAGAUGAAAAGAAGCAAGAACUGGAAACGAUAAAGAAGUCAUAUCUUGGUGAUCAAAAGAAGAAAAAAGUAGAAGCUAAGAAACAAAAGACCAAAGCACGCUUAGAGUCUGAACGCCAGAAAUCCAUGCCUGCUCCUGCACCGAAGAAGAAGAGACUGGAUAACUUUUUCAUGAUGAAGGGAUUCCGUCAGACGCUAAUUUGUAUUAAUGAGUAA
This is a messenger RNA of Mycotypha africana, 456 nucleotides long. RefSeq lists its product as uncharacterized. Bases 1 to 456 code for a protein of 151 amino acids. The transcript is spliced from 6 exons. Lineage: Eukaryota; Fungi; Mucoromycota; Mucoromycetes; Mucorales; Mycotyphaceae. The record is from RefSeq and is a predicted model, not a curated record.